CUACAAAGCUGUCAAUCGUUGACCUAACGCGCGGUGAAGGAAGGUUUAGGCUUGAGGGUGUGAAAUGGGUGUACCAAAGUUUUUCAGAUGGAUUAGUGCUCGAUAUCCUUGUAUCAACCAAGUUCUGAGACCUGGAGAGGUUCCAGUUAUCGAUCACUUUUAUUUGGAUAUGAAUGGCAUAUUGCAUACCUGUUCACACCCAGAAGGCAGUAAGAAAUCGAUUUCGGAAGAGGCGAUUUUAAGGAAUAUUACUCUUUACAUUCAGUUUUUGUUUAACCUCAUUAAACCACGUAAAACUUUCUUUAUGGCUGUUGACGGUGUUGCUCCCAGAGCUAAGAUGACACAACAGCGUGCUCGUCGCUUUCAAUCUGCUUUAGAAGGGCGUAUAGCUAAGGAAAACUCAAAGGAUAAGUCAUCCGACGGUGAACAUUUUGACCCAUGUUUAAUUUCGCCAGGUACUGAAUUUAUGGAGCGAUUACAUCUUCAUCUUGUUGCCUUUGUUGAAAACCAUGUUAAUCAUGAUGCUGACUGGCAGUGUAUAGAUGUAAUCUAUUCAGGACAUGAUUGUCCAGGAGAAGGGGAGCAUAAAAUUCGAGAAUACAUGGCAUAUCGUCGUAGUUCACCGGAUUAUCAACCCAAUGAACGGCAUUGUAUAUACGGAAUGGAUGCUGAUUUAAUAUUCUUAGGCUUAACAACUCAUGAAGUCAAUUUGUGUAUCUUACGCGAAAAUGUUGUUAAAGCUCAAAAUUCCUCAGCAGAUAAUAAACCAUUCUGUAUUACCUAUGUAUCCGUUCUUCGUGAAUACAUAGAUUUGGAGUUUAUAGAAUUAAAGACGAUAUUGCCAUUCCCUUAUAAUCUGGAGCGUAUAAUUGAUGAUUGGGUUUUUAUGGCUUUUCUUUUGGGAAAUGAUUUUAUACCGCAUAUUCCUAAUUUGCAUAUACACGCGGAAUCAUUAUUAGUACUUUGGGAUACUUAUAAAGUUGUAUUGCCGAAAUUAGACGGCUAUCUUGUGGAAUAUGGAUAUUUAAAUCUGCCACGUUUUCACAAAUACCUAGAAGAACUUUCACAGUUUGAGCGUGAUUGGUUUGAAGAACGUGAGGCAGCUUUUCAUUGGAUGCGUGGAAAACAGGGAGAACGAAUGGCAAAUGAGCUAGAAAAUCUGGGGCAACCGACUCAGCGAAAUCAAUUUUCACAAAAGUCUACUGCUGCAGUUAAGAAAAAUUUUCAAAAUACGGCUAAAAGUGCCUCGGUAGAUAAAUCUAACGGAUUAGAUCAAUUAAAUGAUUUAAUAGAUUUAUUUACACCAUCAUCAAAUUCUCGAUAUGAUAAUGUGAUAUUAGAUGAAGCAGCUGAAUUAAUGGAAGAAGGUGUUGUUGUCUCAUUAUUACCUCCGAAAAAUAAGGACAACAAUAAUAAUAAUAUUAAUAAUAAUAAAAAAUCAGCCAAGUUAACAAGGAGAAUAAAGUUAUCUAAUAGUUUAAUCAACAUUGAAAUAGGAGAGGAUGUUGUUAAUUUAGAUAAACAGUCGAAUAGUAAUGAUGAUGAUGAUAAUGAAUUCAAAGAGAUUGAAGACGAGGAGGCCACUGAUGGUGAUGAGGAGGAGGAUUUUGCUGACGAUGAUCUUAUUGAAGGAGAUACAGAUAUAGAUGAAGAUUUGCUAGUUUAUAAAAUGCAUCGACGUGAUUACUACCUUUCUAAACUUGGUAUACAAAUUAAUGAAGAUGUAAAUGAUAAUAAAGAGAAUUCAUCCUUGAUGUCUUUAAUACAAGAUUAUAUUAAAAUGUUACAAUGGAUAUUAAAUUAUUAUUUCCUGUGUAUUGCUGAUUGGGAUUUUUUCUAUGCAUAUCAUUAUGCACCAUUUGCGCAUGAUCUUAUUUUAUUUACAAAAAAAUAUGAAAAUAUGCCAAAUUUUGAUAGUAUUAAAAUGGAUUGGUCUAAUUUUCAAAUCAAUUCACAACCAGUUCUACCAUUUAUUCAACAAUUAAUGAUACUACCACCAGAUUCAGCGUAUAUAGUACCCAAGCCGUAUCGUGAUCUAAUGACCUCUUCAUCAUCUCCAUUGGCUGAAUUCUAUCCAAAGGAAUUUGAAACUGAUAUCAAUGGGAAAGUAUCGUCUUGGGAAGCUGUAGUAUUAAUUCCAUUUCUGGAUCAAGAACGCCUAAUCAAUGCAAUGAAAGAUUUUAAUGAUAAACUAACUACAGAAGAAAAAGAACGGAAUCAGCAUAAAUCACACUUAUUUUAUCGUGCUUGUCCAAUUGGUCGAGUAAAAUCUCCAGUGGAAUUAAUCACCUAUGAUUUAUAUCGUAAAUCUGUGAACUAUAGUCAAUCACAAUUUAUUGAAUUUUAUGCUACUUUAACUAGUCAAUCUGUUGCUGAAGAUUUUCCUAGUUUACAUAGACUUCCAUUUACUUAUAAAAUACAAAAAAUACCAGUUCAUGUUUUUGAAGUACCCAGUAAAUUGGAUAGUAUGGCGUUAACUGUGAAACCUCAUCAAGAUUUAUUGAAAUAUAAUAGUCUUGGUGAAUUAGCUGAAAAUAUUCUUUGUCGUCCAAUUCGUGUUCGUUGGCCGUAUUGUGCUAUAGUAAUGCCUGUCCGAUUAAUGAACAAUAAUGAAAUCUGGGAACUGGUGGAUUUCAAUGCAGAUCCAAUAAUUGAUUCCUCUGCCACUUUGCCCUCUACAUCACUGCGUUCUCGUCAAAUACUGUCAUCAGAAGAAGUCGAUUGUCAGGAUAUGUCUUCCGAGGGCAAACGUGAAUUGAACUGGAUUAAUCACCAGUUAUCAAAUUUAAGACAACAUUUUCGUAAGCGUCGAGCCAUAUUAUUCGAAUCAAAUUCUGAUGAAAAAGAUGAUAAUGCAUCAGAUUCAGAUGCGGAUUCAUUACUAUCGUCUAUUUUGGUGUUUUCUCGACCAUUAGACGGUUGGUCUGUAUUACCUGUAUGUUCAAAAUCUUCCACUGAAUUCUCUCUCAUACCAAACUUUGUUCGUUCUCGUGCAAAUAACGGGGAUGAUAUGGAACUAUCUGAGUCUCCAUUUGCAUCUGCCUGGUUUUGUUCAGAUAAUUCAAUGGAUUCCACUGGAAAACGAAGUAAAAAACAAAAGACGCUUACAGAGAAGCCAUCAAUGAGCAUAGAAUGCGCCUAUGGUCAAUGCGAUGGUUUAAAUCUUGAUCUGUUGAAUCUAGCUCUUCCUGGUAUCCCUCCACCUCCAGCACUUGGACGUGUAGAAGUGGACUGGGGAUAUAAUAAACCUGUUCUACUUCAUACAAUUUUCCAUCCUGGUAAAAUAGUAUUUAGUUUAGCUAAAGGGAAUUAUGGAUCAGCUGGUGAAGUUGUUUCAGUCGACGAGAAGAAAGGUAAUGUAAUGGUUCGUUUCUAUCCUAGAUUCACUUCACACCGUGAUUUGACUGAAUUUCGAAGUCAACUUGAAGAAUGGGAGCAUGAUGAUUUCCUUACGAAUGUUGAAGUAGCCCAACAACUGAAUGUUCCAGUCUACAUAGUCAAUCGGUUUACUGGUAGUUUAAUGGUUCAAGUCAUACCGGAUAGUAAAGAUAACCAAACUCAAGGAGUAAAUAUAACCUCGAAAUCAGAUAAAAUUAACGAUAAUGAUAAUUGUGAAGAAAAUGAACAAAAUAAAACUGAACGAAAUUUAUUCAGUAAUAUUGGUUUGAAUUUAAAACGAAAUCGUUCUGGUGCUCAGGUUUUAGGUUGGUCAAGAUUUUGUACUGUUCGUCAUACUUGGUUAUUUUCUAACAGAACUAUUAACUUACUAAAAGAUUUCAGUGAAAAGUUUCCCAUCGUUUGGAAUAAAGUUUUAAAGUCAUCAGAUGCAUCCAGUCGAAAUAAUACAUGUGUCAAAUUAUCAUCCAAUGAAGUUGAUCAAAUUACAGAAUUUAUUACCAACUCUGAGUGUAGAACUGCACCCGUUUUACCGCAAAAUGGUAUGUAUCUAGAUAAAGAAUGGUUGGAUAAAUUAAAAUCAUUAUAUCCAAAAUCUAAUGAUAAUGAUGAUGGUAAUAAUAAUAAUAAUAAUAAAAGCAAUAAUAAUAGAAAAGAUGUUUGUGAACCAUUCGAUCGAAUUGCUUGGAGUAAAAAAUCUCCUGUAAUCUGUUCACCAGCUUCUUUAUUUGUUUCAGUUAAUUCAAAUACACGAAUCUAUCCAUCAUCAUUCAAAUUAACACCAUCUGAUCGUUGUUAUCAUUCUUCGAAUUGUUCAUCUGUAUUCAGUACAUUUACAUUAUUAGACAGAGUUAUAUAUAUUGGUGUUGGACAAAAUAUUCCAUUAGGAUUACAUGGAAUUGUUAUUGGUGUAGCUUCUGGUGUUAGCUCACAAAACGGUGAUCAACCAUUGGAGAUUAUGUUUGAUAAAACAUUCACGGAUGCUAUAGAUAUUCGUGGAUCUGGUCCUUGUUGUGCCUUAGUGCUCCCAUCACUCUUACUCAGAUUACCUGAGAGAGGUAGUAAAAAAGACCAACCGAGUAAUCAAAAGAAAAUAAAUAAAUCUACAAAUGCUACAAAUACUGCACCUCAUGGGAAGCCAUCUCCACCAUGGUCUACUAAAGGACCAAUGCGUGUUUUUCGUCCAUGGCCAGUAAAUAAAUUUGAUCAAAAUGUAAAUGAUAAAAAAAUUGACCAUCAUAAUCGUGGAAAUCAGUCAGUUAAUCAGUCUGGAAGCUUAUCAAAUACGCCAAAAGUCAAUCCCCAACAGCAACAAUCACAACAACAGCAGCAAACGGUGAAGCCAUCGACAAAAAGUAUUUCUUCAGUAGAAGACGAUGUAAUCAAAGAAAUGCAAGAAUUAAAUCUCAUCUUGUUGUCUGGUCUUCAUUCCACUUUGACUGACUCAUCGGAUAAAUCAUGUCACCAGAGUACCGAUUCUAGUCCUUCCAAAUCUAAACGAAAACAUGAAAAGAAUAAAUCAUCGAAUUCUCAAUCAAAUUCAGAAAAGAAUUCCCCCUUCUUAGAAAUGCCAAGUCCACCGGAUGUACCUCUACCUCCAUCGAAUUGGUCAAAAUUAUCUUCUAGUCAUAGUAAAUCUAUGACAGAUUUAAGAUCAACUACACAAACUCCACCUGUUGUAGUAAAGGAUAAAAAUUCACAAGGGAAAAAUGAGAAAAAUGUACGCAUCAAUUUACCACCUCAAAGUACAUCUGGUGAACGUAGCUCAAAAAAUUAUAAUCAUCAUCGUGCAGAAAAUCGUUUCAAGCCUGGCACUAACAGUAAUUCUGGUCAAAAAAAUUCAAAUCAGUCUAUGCGUAAACAAUUGCCUAGGCCUUAUUUUGAAAGGCCUAACUUCAGUGAACCUAACAGAUAUCCUGUACGUCCACCACCACCGCCACCGCCGCCGCCACCUCCUCCCAUUCCUCCUAACUUAAUGCAGUCUAACUGGCAACCUGUAUGUCAACCGCCGCCUCCAGUGAAUAACCAUCCACCUAAUAUGAUACCACCUCCAUACGCAUAUAACCCGUAUAUGUAUGAUCCAUUUUAUAAUCAAUACCCUGCUUAUCCGCCUGGUGUAUCUUAUCCACAGGGUUUUGUUACUCCUCCACAGUUAAACCGAUUUCCAAUGAUGCCACCGGUUAAUACACCGAAUUACCCGCCUGUAAUCAAUCAUGGAAAUAAUAAUCAACGAUUUUACCGUCCACCAGAACAACAAUACAAUGAUAGAAAUAAAUCAGGUGUUUUUCGUCCACCUAUACGAAAUGAUUUGCAAUCUCAAAGAUCAGUUGCACCUCAAUAUAACCACAAUAAUAAUAACCAAAACAGGCGUUUUAUUCCUCCUCAGACAUCUAAGAAAUGAAUUUCGUUAUCCGAUUCUUCUUCUCUUGUGUCUCGUAUGCGACGCCCUUAAAUCUACUGUGGAAGAAAAAAAAUCAUAUUGCAACUCGAGAAUUUUUUAACAACAACAACAAAAAAAUCAAUACCACUAUAUAUAUCAAUCCUUUUCUUUAAUUUUCAUCACAUAUACACACAUCAAUUGUGAUCUACUUUUUUUCGUAGCAAUCCCUAUAAAAAUUAUUUUUGUGGAGUGUAUACGACAUUUUUCAAAAGUUAAAUGAUGAUGAUGAAAUGACUGUUUAGAUAGACCACCUAUGUGGAUUUUAGUUGUUGUUGUUGCUGUUGUUAUUUUUUCAGUGGUAUUGUAAUUUUUGUUUUGCGUUCAACUUCGAAUUUUAGUUUGAAUAACCAAUAUACAUAUUUCAAUAUAUUGGUUUUGCCUGUUUGUGAAUAUAUCACUUUUUUUUAAUGAAAUAUAUUGUUCAUAAGUGUUGUUAUUCAACGCCUGUGAUCUGUUAAUCUACAAACUUUCUUUGAGAAUAAGUUAAUCAAUCAUAUCAUGUAUAUUACAUAGUGAAAGCGUGUUUUUUUUAUAUACGCGAACGAGAAUAUCCUUUGGAUCCCAGUAACUGUGACUUCGUCAGAUGGAGUAGUUGUUGAGCUCAUAUAUGCGCAUGUAUUUAACUUUAAGAAAAACAAAUCCUCUAUAAAAUACCUUUGAUCUUUUUAUAUAUAUAUAUAUACGAAUUGUAAAUGUCAAUGUAUCCGUAUAACUGAUGAGUUUUGUUCAGAGUAUUCUGGGCUAAGAUAAUACUGA
Messenger RNA from Trichobilharzia szidati, 6592 nucleotides. NCBI's taxonomy places the organism in Eukaryota, Metazoa, Platyhelminthes, Trematoda, Strigeidida, Schistosomatidae. The record is from the annotation of a GenBank genome assembly.